AUGAAUCGGAUCACUAUCCUUGUAUUCAUCGCAGGUGCAGCUGCACAGGGCUUUCCCUCCACAUGCCCACAGGGGCUGCCUCAGAACCCCAACGCGACGAUCGGAGUAUGUCCAACCGAUUUCACCCUCAUUGGACCUGAGCUGGAAGCCAUUCACGAAAGUAAGAAUGCGCCGACUGGGUUCGCGGUGGACCGUGAUCUGAACAUCUACCUCACCUAUCCGCGGAAUUUCGGAGCAACGCCGGUGAAUGUGGCCAAGGCGACUGGUUUCGCAUCCGAGGAGCCCUGGCCCAACGCCGCGAUUCAGAACUGCACCGUAGGCCAAGACCCUGCGGAGUGCUUCAUCAAUGUGCAGAACGUGGUGCUCGAUGCACUCGGCCAGCUGUGGGUCCUUGACUCGGGGAUUCCGCCAGGAGCCAAGACGGCAGUGUCCCGGGGCGCCAAGGUUGUCGCUUUCAGUCAGGCGGGGCUGUCGAUUCGGAACUAUGUGAUCCCCGAUGACUUCUUCUUCGACAACAUGAACGCUAACGACCUGAGAAUCAAUAACACGCUAGGGGCGGGCGGAUAUGCGUUUAUCACGGAUGCGUCGGCCUCAGGUUCGCUGCUUGCCAUCAAUCUGGAUGACGGGGCGGUUACGAGGAGACUGCACAACACAACAGUGACGAAGGCCGAUCCCAAAUUUGUUGGUUCAUAUAACGGUGAGCCAUUAUAUGCCUGGAAUGGCACCAAAAAGUCGUACGCGACAACGGGCGCCGAUGGUAUCGCACUGGCUUCUGGGAACCUGUAUUGGGGCGUUCUGGCGUCUCGCCGAUACUAUUUUAUAUCCCAGGAGACGUUGAUUAACAGCUCAUUGUCCGACGAAGGGAUGCUAUCUGCGGUCCAGGAUCCCGGAGAGCUUGGCUCGGAGCAGGCGGGGUUCUCAGCUGAUGAUCGCGGACGAGUCUAUAUGCUUGCCAGCGAACAGAAUGCGAUCUACUACGUCGACACCCAGCAGAGUGAGGUCUCCGAAGAGAUCAACGGAACGCCGCCUGGUGGAACGGGCCCUGUUCCCACGGAGAACUAUUUCGUGAAAACAUUGGUGAGAAGCGGGCUCAUUCAGCAUGCCGAUUCAGCGGCUGUACUGGACGGCUGGCUAUAUUUCUGUACUAACCAGCUGGAGCUGAGCCCCAUAAGACAGUACAAGAAUGUCGACGCGAGGAAAGGUCCGUUUCGGAGCUACAGGACGUGGAUCGGGAGAGGGCCUGCGGUAUAA
Neoarthrinium moseri is the source of this 1251-nucleotide messenger RNA. RefSeq lists its product as uncharacterized. The record is from RefSeq and is a predicted model, not a curated record. The transcript has a single exon. Bases 1 to 1251 code for a protein of 416 amino acids. Lineage: Eukaryota; Fungi; Ascomycota; Sordariomycetes; Amphisphaeriales; Apiosporaceae.